Messenger RNA from Cercospora beticola, 1519 nucleotides. RefSeq lists its product as uncharacterized. NCBI's taxonomy places the organism in Eukaryota, Fungi, Ascomycota, Dothideomycetes, Mycosphaerellales, Mycosphaerellaceae. The record is from RefSeq and is a predicted model, not a curated record.
GCGUCGCAUUACGAUUCUGCACAGCGUAGCUAUCGGCACAGGUAGCACUUUGAGCUUGCUUACCGCACUACUUUCCGUAUUGAACUGCUUGCAUGAUCAGCCGUUGUGGGAUUACGGUCUUCUCUCAGCGUCAACGUCCGGCACUUUUACAGCUCCUGGAUCUCAAGAUGAGCCAAGCUCCCCGCUAUUAUCUGAUCCCGGCCACGAGCGGUCUUUGCAUCCAGCCCACAAAAGACGAUAUUGCCACAGCAGAGAUCAAUGGAGAGCAAAUACAACAAUGGCUCGUCGAAAGAGCAGAUGCGAACAAGGUCGCUUUCAAAAAUGCAAGCACGGGCCAUUACCUUCGCGCUCGGGGAGAUUACCAAGGAGCGCGUGUCAAUCAGAGGCCUGAGAAGCAGUACUGGGUGUGCGAGAUUUCGAACACGCCGAAUGCGUUUUGGUUGAAGUGUGAUGAAGGCAGCACAUAUCUGUACAACCACAUCGGGAGCCACAAGCCAAACAACCCCAUAUUCGUGAGCAAGCCUGCCAAAUCAUCAAUGCCAGAGAUGGCUUGGUACAUCCCAGCAUGCGAUGAUUGGAAGACUUCCAAGGGCCUUGAAGCAUCGUCGGAGUCUCCCAGCUCAGAAGCCCAGGACCGGAUCCGCGAGAAGGAGCGAGAACUAGAAAUUAAGACUGCAGAGAUGCAGAAGAAACUGGAAGAAGCAGAGAAGAGGGAGCGAGAAGCGUUAGAAUUCGAGCAAGAGGCUCGAAUCAAGCAGGAAGAACUAGCUGAAAAAGAAGUUGAGCUCGAGGCGGAGAGAAAAGCUAUGAAAAAAGAGCGCGUCCAGCAGAACGGGAUGGCGAAAGUGAGCGGCGAUGAUAGACACUGGUUGGAGCGCUUCUCCAGGCUUCAGCAGCGUCUAGAAGCUGCCCAGAAAGAGAUCGAAAGGCUUCGAGUAUCGUCCGGAACUGGGGACCACGACGAGGUAGAGGAUCUCAGACGGGAAUUGGAAGCUGCUCGAAAGGAGUCCAGAGACAGCCGAGGGGCGUAUGAAGCGCUUCGUGAGUUGGUGGAUGCUGGAAACACUGGUCCCGACGGCAUCAAGGCUCGAAGAGUGCAUAGUGCAACGAAGGAGGCCGAAGCUGCAUCAGUUGGACAACGCUGGGCUCCACCUGGAUUUAGAGCCGGCAGAGAUUCUGCCAUCACGACUGGAGACGUGAAACCUAUCACUGUCAAGACGGAAUUCAGCUUUCUACCCCGGCUUCAAUGAUGUUUGUUCAUGACCUGCCUGGCUCCAACAUCCUGAAAAGCGCGUGUUCCUGACUCAGUAGACUGAGUUCGGAGGGGCCCUACAGCUUCCUUUUCUGCUUGCGUCUACGACAAUGACCCUCCACAAUGAUCUCGACACGACACAGGUCUCGGCUUGCCGUCGGCUGUGUCCAGCUGGUCGCACAUUUCGUGCGAGCGAACCAGAAGAUGGCAGUGCAUAGCCGACGCCUGGUCUUGAUCCUGUGCGCCGACGCUGAACACUCACUACCA